GUGUUAAUUUUUUGAAACAUUGAUACGACCAUGAAUAAGAAGGGUGACUCGAAUAAGGUCUCUCGUAAUUCACAGGUAGACAAUCAAGAUGUUAAGGGGUGUCAGCAUUCAUCUCUGACAGUUGAAACAGAGAAUGUGAACCAAGAGAGUUUCAUUCGACAGAAAAUUGUUGAAGCUAGAGACAAAUUGGAAAAGCAGAAACAAGACAAUCGGAAGAAAGAGUUGGAUCUUCUUAUGAUCAAAAGUAUUCAAAAUACAAAUCUGUUAGCCAACCUCACUAUUGGCGAUUCAAUUGAUUUCAGCAAGAUGAUAGAUGAGAAAAUUAAGGAGAUUGAUGCUAAGAUUGCUUCACUCAAUUGACCAAAUGUUAUUUGAAAGUAUUUAUCAUGAUUAUGAAUAAA
Lathyrus oleraceus (garden pea) is the source of this 401-nucleotide messenger RNA. RefSeq lists its product as uncharacterized. The transcript is spliced from 2 exons. NCBI's taxonomy places the organism in Eukaryota, Viridiplantae, Streptophyta, Magnoliopsida, Fabales, Fabaceae. Bases 31 to 360 code for a protein of 109 amino acids. The record is from RefSeq and is a predicted model, not a curated record.